Hydra vulgaris (swiftwater hydra) is the source of this 4204-nucleotide messenger RNA. RefSeq lists its product as uncharacterized. Lineage: Eukaryota; Metazoa; Cnidaria; Hydrozoa; Anthoathecata; Hydridae. The record is from RefSeq and is a predicted model, not a curated record.
CCGCGGUGCUCUGUGACAAGACCGUUAGGUUUUCUUGCACACUAAAAAAACUAACAGCAUUAUAACAGCAUUUAUGUACGCUGAUUCUUUUAUGCCGUUAUUUAUGCUGUUAUAUUCACGGAUAUGCUGUUAUAUUCACGGAUACAAAAAAAAUGGUAGAGGCAAAACAAUUUUGGCGUUAUUUUGGUGUUAUGUUUGCCGUUAUAUUAUGGUGUUAUAUUAUAGUGUUAUAUUUAAAGAUAUUUGCUGUUAUAUUUGCUGUUAUUUUUACUGAUGGUUUUGCAUUUAUACUUGCUGUUAUAUUUGAUGUCACACGUGACAGCAAAUAUAUAAGCAAAAUAUCAUUGCAAUGCUGCCACAUUUUGGCAUAUUAAAAUAAGAAGUUUUGAAACUGACACGUUAGUUUCUAAAGCAAUAGCACGAGGUGGUAAAAGUGAAAAAAAAAUGAAAGCAAUUAAAGUUAAUUUUAAAGAAAACUCUGAAAUAGUUAUUGCCAGCAGCAGUAAUUUUUUUGAAUUUUGUGCAGCUGUUCGUGAAACCUUUAAUUUGCCCAUGAUUGAAGAAGUCAAGUGGAACAGCUGUAAAGUAACUGCUAAUAGCUUUACUGCUCUUCUUAAUGAACAAAAUUUAGAGCUUACUAUUCAAGCUCCACAACUUGUUAAUAUACCCAACUCUCAACAAGUUGGGUUUUUACCUGAUUUAAAUAAAGCAGACACAGCUCAAUCAUCUCCAUUAUGCCAAUUUUCAUCUCUUUUAAAUGAUUAUGUAGAUUUUGUGGUACCACCAAAGAAAAUAAGUUGGAACUCGGAAAACCAAUAUAUGGCUGAAGAGAGUUGUGUUCAUGUUAUCCAGCCUCCAGUAAAACAACUAUCUUCAUCAGUUGCACCAAAUGGUGUAUCUGAAAACACCCCCAAACUAUUGUAAAACUACAACUUAUAGUCAUAUGCUUCAUCACUUAAAACUGCAUGGUAACCAAGCAGCCGUUUUUUGUGAAAUUUGUUUAUCAACAUUUAAAAGCCUUUCAGGUUUCCUAAAGCAUUCCAAAAAAUGUUCCAAAAAUCAGAACAAUAUCUGUACUAUUGAAAAUGAAAUAGAAAACAAGGUUGUAAAUCAAGUUGGUAUCACAAAAAUUAACGAAGAUUAUUUAGGAGCUUUGGCAUUACAUUUACAAGGAAAGUACAGAUGUGCUCAAAAUGUUUUAAACAUAAUUUUCAGUAAUUUAAAGGUGAUGCUUUCUGUAUUUAAUAUUGACAUAGAAGCUUUAAAAGCAACUUGUGAUAAACUGUCAACACAAUAUUUAAGGGAAAAGUAUUACAAGAAUAAUUUACAGGCUCCAACUCCAAAAGUAAUUGGUCUGAAUAAGCAAGGUUGUAUAAUUCCUUUCAUUGAAAUGUUGUCUUUUUUAUUACAAUCUCAAGAAAUUAAUGACUUCACAGCAGUGAAUAAGAACACAAACCAUAUGAAAAUUGGAAUAUAUUGUGACAACCUUGGAAUAACAAAUCCUUUAGGAAAGGCGCGUAAAAAGCAAAAAAUGUUUGUUUUUUACUUUCAGAUUUUAAACAUCCCUUCAUUGUAUUGCGGUAGAAUGUCUACUAUCUUUCCAUUAAUUUUUACUCUUACUAAAUGGGUAAAAGAUAAAAAUUUUUACAGCAUUCUUUUUAGUGAUUUUAUUUCUUCGAUAAGCCAGCUGGAAAAUGGAAUUGUUAUUAAAGUUAUGGGUAUUUCUAAAAAAAUUACAGCUGAAGUGGUAUACUUCUCAGGUGACUCUCUUUCUGCAAAUGCGAUUGGAGGUUUUAAAGAAGGCUUUAGUGCAAAGACAUUUCGCUGUUGCAGAAGUUGUAACUCAACCAGACAACAAAUGAAAGAUUUUUCUAACCAUGAAGAAUGCAAUAUUCGAAAUGCUGCUGAACAUAUGACACGUGUAACAGAACUAAAUUCUGGUUUAAGCAAACCUGAUAAGUUAAAAUGGUCUAAAUACUAUGGCAUUGUUUCAAAAAGUAUACUAUCGAACAUUCCAGGAUUUGAUGUGACAAAACAACUUUUAUUUGAUCCUAUGCACGAUUUGUUGGAAGGUCUCAUUCCACUUCAGUUAGAAUUAUUUUUGUCAUACGCCAUUCAAAACAAUUUUUUUACUCUGCAAGAAAUCAAUGAUUGGUUGCAAGGGUUUAGCUAUGCUAAUGGUAUUGAAAAACCUAAUAUGAUACAUUCAUCAAUACAGAUUCAUGGUUGUUUCAGCAGUGGGCAAACUUUGACUCUUUCUUGUGUUAUAUCAUUUUUUAUCUUGGAGCACAUGGAUCAAGCAGAUGCCCAUUUCAUGUGUUUGUCAAAACUUAUUCAAGUGCUUCAAUUGUGUUUGUCGCCUAUUGUUACUCCCCUUUUUUUAUCUGAUUUAAAAGCAUUAAUUCAAGAUCAUCAUCGCUUAUUUUUGUGUUUGUAUCCUAAUAAAUUCAUUCCAAAGUUACACUUCCUUAUUCACUACCCUGCUCAAGCUAAACAGUUUGGGGCUCUACGGGAACAUAUGUGUAUGGCUAAUGAAAGAAAACAUCAAGUUGUGAAGAAUUUUCGACACUUCAACUUCAAGAACAUUCCAUAUUCAGCAUGUAAAACGAUGAUUAUUAAUACAGCAAGCAAUUUUUUUAAUGGAAAAAGACGGGGUGAUGUAUAUGGACAAGUGGACGAGUUAAAGUUUAAGAAAGGCUCUAUUAUUUCUGUUAAGGUAAAUGGUAUAAUUUACAAGAUUGGUGAUAUUAUUUCAUGCCUACAUGAAGAAAAGUUGAUAUUCUACAAAAUCUUUUCAAUAUCAUCAGAAAAUGACAAGCGGGCUUUUAAAUUCUCUAAACUUAUGGUACAAGGACACUCAGCAUAUUUGAUAUGCUAUGAAUCUUCAGAACAAGUUGUCAUAUAUCCAGAUACUUUGAUAUUUCCUUGGUGCACCAUCCAAUAUUCUAAUUCUUCAAGUUCUAUUUCAACAGUUCCUUUUGAUUCUGAUGAAGUUUCUCACCUGAGGACUUUUUUUAAUACAUCUACUUUGAACUUUUUAAACAAUGUUGCGACAAAUGAUAUUUUAAAAAAAGAGCUGAAAAAUAAUAUUCUUCAAUAUUGUCAAGUUGCUCUUCCUUCAGACAAUGAUCCAUGGGUUCGGAGAGAGUUUUUUUCCAAACUUAAGUCAACACUACUUUUUAAUUUUCCAAACUGCUUGGAACACUGGGAUUCGCUUUUAAGCCAGGUAUCAAACAUAAUUAGGCAACAACGUUGGACUAAAAGUCAUCCAAUUUUAAAUGGAUCAGUAAGUAGACAGUUUCAGCAGAUUUCAAAACCUAAAAGGUCUCCGUAUAUCAUGGAUUCAUUAUCUAAAGCUGAACCAGUGCUUUCAGAAGACCAGCUUCUUCUUGAAGUUGAGAAUGAACUGAUAAAAUCAAAACCAUCUAUUAGUGUUCUCGCAAUUUUGAACAGAAAUCUUUUUCAACCAAAAGUAUAUGAAAAACUCCCGCUUCGAUUGUCACUGUCUCCAUGUUUAAUAAUUGGUGAGUUUAAGCGCUUUUACCCUCAGUAUAGUAUCGAAGAAGCGUGUACGUUUUUUGUUAAUAAAGCAUUUGCAGGAUCUUCAAAUCACCUUGAAAGUUUGCUUGAUUUACAAUGCAAAAUAUGUUCCAAAAAAGCAAAGGUUGUCUUGUUUAAGAAAUCUGAAUCUGAUGAUCUGCUCGAUGAGUUGAAGAUACCUGCAAAGUACGGUCCACAAGUUCUGUAUAAUUCAACACAAUAUGGCGUUCGCAGUAGAUCAGGAUGCGAAAUGAUCAACACAGAUUUACGUACAAUUAAAGAGGUUUUAUGCGUUAUUGUUUGCAUAUACUAUUUGUUAGAUCUCUCUUAUCCAUCUUCUUUUUCACAACUGCCUUUCCCAAGAGAUGUUGCUAAAUGAAUGCUUUGAAAAAAAAUCAAAGAAGACUUGCUCUUAUAUUUCUCAUAUAAACAGUUGACUAAAUUUUUUGAUGUUAUUAAGUAACGCUUAUUGUUUACUUUAUUAUUUUAUUAAAUGUUUAAUUUUAUAUUUAAGUUGUUACUUUAAAAAAGUAAACAAGUUGGGAUAUAAAGCUUUCUUUGAAAUAAUUGAUUUUGUAAAGCUUUGACUUCGUAUUUAUUGACACAUCUUUAAAAAUUUUGGUUUGAGCAGUUGCAUAAAAAUUUAUUUGUAGAUUCUUAUCAU